This is a messenger RNA of Medicago truncatula (barrel medic), 1953 nucleotides long. RefSeq names its product histone deacetylase 6. Bases 77 to 1507 code for a protein of 476 amino acids. The record is from RefSeq and is a predicted model, not a curated record. Gene Ontology annotation, biological process: epigenetic regulation of gene expression. Lineage: Eukaryota; Viridiplantae; Streptophyta; Magnoliopsida; Fabales; Fabaceae. The transcript is spliced from 6 exons. Gene Ontology annotation, molecular function: histone deacetylase activity. Gene Ontology annotation, cellular component: nucleus.
GUAUAUGCGAAGUGUCAAGGCACAGAGUUAUUAAAAACCGAGAGGGAGAAGAAGGGUUUCUGAAGAAGAAUUUCCAAUGGGCAGCGGCGAAAUGGGUGUAGCUGAGAGCGGUGGCGCAUCACUUCCUUCAAUCGGCGCCGACGCAAUGAAGCGUCGCGUAACCUACUUCUACGAACCAAGCAUCGGUGAUUAUUACUACGGUCAAGGUCACCCAAUGAAACCCCAUCGUAUCCGCAUGGCACACAAUCUCAUCAUCCACUACUCUCUCCACCGUCGUAUGCAAAUUAACCGUCCUUUCGCCGCUGCGCCGGAAGAUAUCCGCCGGUUUCACUCUGAUGAUUACGUCGAGUUCCUCUCUUCCGUUUCGCCGGAGAUUGUUUCGGAUAAUUCACACUCUCAUUAUCGGCAGUUGAAGAGGUUUAACGUAGGUGAGGAUUGUCCUGUUUUCGACGGGCUUUUUCCGUUCUGCCAGGCUUCUGCUGGUGGAUCUAUUGGUGCUGCUGUUAGGCUUAAUCGUGGUGACGCUGAUAUUGCUAUUAAUUGGGCUGGUGGGUUGCAUCAUGCUAAGAAAGCUGAAGCUUCUGGGUUUUGUUAUGUUAAUGACAUUGUUCUUGGGAUUCUUGAGCUUCUCAAAGUUCAUAGGCGUGUUCUGUAUGUUGAUAUUGAUGUCCACCACGGAGAUGGCGUUGAGGAGGCAUUUUACACUACUGAUCGAGUGAUGACUGUGUCUUUUCAUAAGUUUGGUGAUUUCUUCCCUGGAACUGGGCAUAUUAAAGACACUGGUGUGGGCCCUGGGAAGGACUAUGCUCUAAAUGUUCCAUUGAAUGAUGGAAUGGAUGAUGAGAAUUUCCGUGCUCUGUUUCGUCCCAUUAUGCAAAAAGUCAUGGAUGUUUAUCAACCUGAUGCAGUUGUUCUUCAAUGUGGAGCUGAUUCUUUGUCCGGUGACAGGUUGGGUUGCUUCAACUUAUCUGUGAAGGGUCAUGCAGACUGCCUUCGUUUCCUUAGGUCUUUUAAUGUUCCUCUAAUGGUCUUGGGUGGGGGAGGAUACACUGUACGGAAUGUUGCUCGCUGUUGGUGUUAUGAGACAGCCGUAGCAGUAGGAGUGGAGCCUAGUAACAAGUUGCCAUAUAAUGAGUAUUAUGAAUAUUUUGGCCCAGACUAUACACUUCAUGUCGAACCAAACAACAUGGAGAACCUAAACACACCCAAGGAUAUGGAAAAAAUCAGGAACACUUUGCUUGAACAAAUUGCCAGACUUCCUCAUGCUCCCAGUGCUCCUUUUCAGACAACACCAUCAACCGCAGAAGUUCCUGAAGUGGAAGAAGAGGACAUGGAUAUAAGACCAAAACGUCAGUUGUGGAGUGGUGAAGAUUAUGAUUCUGAUCCCGAUGAAGAUGAGAAGGCCAAUAUAAGGAGCUCAAGUUUAACUUCUCAUAUGAGGCGCGCAGCAGAUAUGAUGGAAGAAGAUAAGCCAGAAGUUAAGCCUGGUGUGCAUCCGCCAUGCUAAUAGUGAUAGAACAGAGCUAGUUUUGUAAUACAAUGUGUUUUGGUUAGUGGGAAGCUCAUUAAUGUUUGAGCUAUGUGUUGCACAUUUUCUUCCUUGGUGAUAACUGUGUUUUGAAGUUUAUGUCUCUUGCUGUAGAUGUAUACUGUAGGAAGCAUUUUACAUGGGGAUGAUGACAUUGUGAUUUUGGUUUCUAGAAGUUCAUCACCCCAAAAAUAUACUUGGUGCUAUAAGUGAAUGAGUGAACUCGAGACAGAUGGUAAUUUCUUGAUCUACCAUCGUGCAUAUAGACACAGGGGUGCUUAAACUUUGUUUGAGUUGCUUUUUUGGCUUUUAGUAUGCUUGUGUUGUUUGUACCCUGUAGACAAAAAGGUACAGUCCUAAACAAUGAUUAGAAACUCUCUGGGCUUAUAUCGACAGAUAUUAUUUUUUGAAUAUUUCUUCGAUUA